Molecule: messenger RNA, 3806 nt
Organism: Dryobates pubescens (Downy woodpecker)
Lineage: Eukaryota; Metazoa; Chordata; Aves; Piciformes; Picidae
Gene: SLC6A9
Product: solute carrier family 6 member 9
Exons: 14
Coding region: 274-2175 (633 amino acids)
Biological process (GO): synaptic transmission, glycinergic; glycine import across plasma membrane; neurotransmitter transport
Cellular component (GO): plasma membrane
Molecular function (GO): glycine:sodium symporter activity
Source: RefSeq, a predicted model, not a curated record
CCAAACUUUCAUUAACUCGGCGCACCGGCGGCGGCGGCUCUGGGCCUGCCACGGCACCGACACCGGCACCAGCACCGGCAACAGGCCGGGCGCGGCGGGGCUGCGCCCCCUUCGGCCCACCCGGCGCGGCGGGAGGCGCCAGACGGUGGCAUGGACAUGCUUGCUCUGACGGUGGAUUGAAGUGCCAGUGCAGGUGCUGUAGCCAGUGCAACGGAGAGUGAGCAGGCAAGGAACCUCACGGUGGGCAUCAACACUGCACUCCAGCCUCCAGAGAUGGCCGAUAAGUGCAGCGAGGGGCUGCUGAACGGCACCGUGCCCGGGGAGCAGGGCAAACAGAACAAGAGCGUCAAGCGUGGCAACUGGGGAAACCAGAUCGAGUUCGUGCUGACCAGCGUGGGCUACGCCGUGGGGCUGGGCAACGUUUGGCGCUUCCCGUACCUCUGCUACCGCAAUGGGGGAGGUGCCUUCAUGUUCCCCUACUUCAUCAUGCUGGUGUUUUGUGGCAUCCCCCUAUUUUUCAUGGAGCUGUCCUUUGGGCAGUUUGCCAGCCAGGGCUGCCUCGGCGUCUGGAGGGUCAGCCCCAUAUUCAAAGGCGUGGGCUACGGGAUGAUGGUGGUGUCCACGUACAUCGGGAUCUACUACAACGUGGUGAUCUGUAUUGCCUUCUACUACUUCUUUGUGUCCAUGACACGCGUGCUGCCCUGGACGUACUGCAGCAAUCCCUGGAACACACCUGCCUGCGUGGGUGUGCUGGAUGGGAACAUUUCCAGCCGUGCUGCCCUCAACCUCACCCACCUCCUCAACACCACCCAGAAGCGCACCAGCCCCAGUGAGGAAUACUGGAGGAGGUAUGUGCUGGACCUGUCAGAUGACAUCGGGAACCUGGGCGAGGUGCGGUUGCCCCUCCUGGGGUGCCUUGGUGUCUCCUGGGUUGUCGUCUUCCUCUGCCUCAUCAAGGGCGUCAAGUCCUCGGGGAAGGUGGUGUACUUCACAGCUACCUUCCCCUACGUGGUGCUCACUAUCCUCUUUGUGCGUGGCAUCACGCUGGAGGGGGCCCUCACUGGCAUCAUGUACUACCUGACACCCCAGUGGGACAAAAUCCUCAAUGCCAAGGUGUGGGGUGAUGCAGCUUCACAGAUCUUCUACUCACUGGGCUGUGCCUGGGGUGGGCUCAUCACCAUGGCUUCCUACAACAAGUUCCACAACAACUGCUACCGGGACAGCAUCAUAAUCAGCAUCACCAACUGCGCCACUAGUGUCUAUGCUGGCUUUGUCAUCUUUUCCAUCCUGGGCUUCAUGGCCAACCACUUGGGCGUGGAUGUCUCCAAGGUGGCUGACCACGGCCCUGGUCUGGCCUUUGUUGCCUACCCUGAAGCUCUUACCCUGCUCCCCAUAUCGCCCCUCUGGUCCAUCCUCUUCUUCUUCAUGCUCAUCCUCCUAGGGCUGGGCACACAGUUCUGCCUGCUGGAGACACUGGUCACGGCCAUUGUAGAUGAGGUGGGCAACGAGUGGAUCAUCCGACGGAAGACCUUUGUGACACUGGGGGUGGCCGUGGCAGGCUUCCUGCUGGGUGUCCCACUCACCACACAGGCGGGCAUCUACUGGCUCCUGCUGAUGGACAACUAUGCUGCUAGCUUCUCCUUGGUCGUCAUCUCUUGCAUCAUGUGUGUGGCCAUCAUGUACAUCUAUGGGCACCGCAACUACUUUAAGGACAUUGAGAUGAUGCUGGGCUUCCCACCUCCACUCUUCUUCCAGAUCUGCUGGCGCUUCAUCUCACCUGCCAUCAUCUUUUUCAUCCUGGUCUUCACAGUGAUCCAGUACCGGCCCAUCUCCUACAACGACUAUGUCUACCCCACCUGGGCUAUCAGCAUUGGCUUCCUCAUGGCACUCUCCUCUGUCAUCUGCAUCCCUGUUUACGCCAUCUACAAAGUGUGCCGCUCUGAGGGGGACACACUGCUGGAGCGCUUGAAAAAUGCUACCAAGGCAAGCAAGGACUGGGGCCCAGCGCUGCCAGAGCACCGCAGUGGGCGCUACGCCCCAGUGUUCAGCCCCUCCUCCGAGUCCCACAUGGAGGUGCAGCCCCUGCAGCCAGAGAAGGGCAGCAGCGAGGCGGCAGCUGCCUCCCCCGUGCAGGGCAGCAACGGCUCAGCCCACAGCCAGGACUCCAGACUGUGACCCCUCUCUGUCCCCAUACCCCUCUAACCCUUCCUGCGCGGUGACACUUUUGCACCUUCCGCUGGCGGAGCCUGGCUCCGGGCUGCACCGGACCGUGGGGGGCUCUCAGCGCCUGUCCCCGAGACCCCCCCCACACCUCCUUGCCGGUUAACCUCCCCUGCCAUCCCACCCCUCCACACACACCUCCCCCACCCCCGUGGCGUUCGUUAACCCUCAUGUUUACGGUAACCUUUGUGCGCGACGCUGGGACAAGAGAGGAGGGGGCACAGCCCCGGGAGGGCCGGGAGCCAGAGGCACUUCGCAGGGGUCCUGCCCUGAGGAGAUGCACUGGAUGGGGGAGUGGGGAUGUCCCCCGGCUCUUGGCCCCCCCGCAGCCAGUCAGCUUGCCCCGCCAUGAGGCACCCUUCUGGCCUACCUGUGGGAAGGGUGUGGGGUGGGACCAGGGCUGGGGCACCGCCAAGACUGUCCACAGUUGCCCCAAGCUGUGUGUGCACAGGGCUGUUGUGGCAGGCGUUGGCACUGCAGGGAAUCCCAGCCCAGGUGGGCACCUGCUGUGGCUCAGAGCCUGCAGGCUCCCAUAGAUGUGGCCAGGGAUGGUGCCAGGCACCAGGCCAGCAAGGUGAGAUGGGGACAAGCAUGCUGCCUGAUUAGGCAGCAAGAUCUCAUGGCACAAGACACAAGCACUUAGAGCAUAUGUGUGCACAUAUGAAUCCCUCACAGACAUAGUAUGGGCAUACAUGUGGCACACGUAGGCAUGCACAUAUGCACGGUACCCUAGGACUGUGCAGUUAGCAAGCUGGUGUUCCUCACCCCACCCCCCAUGCACCCCUCCACCCUGCAGCCCCAGCAGGGGACUGUGGGUGCCUGCCUGGGUGGCCAGGCACUGCCCGCAAAGCUGGGCACAGUUGUAAACAGUGUGGGCACAGCCCAGUGCUGCUGAUUGCCUGUGGCAGGGCAGGAGGCUGGGGAGCACUUAAACCUGGCCAGAGGGUGACAGGGCAGGGCAGGGGUUGAGCUCUCCCUGGUAGCAUCAGCACGGGGGGACCUCCCAUGGUGCUAAAGGGGAGCAGGACGUACUGACAUCUACCCUAGUGAGGUACCAGCAGAGAUGCAGGGGGCUGCAGCAGCCCACUCACUCUCAGCCACCUGGGGACACUUGGUUCCUAACCAGUAUUAGUGGAGCAGGACGCACUGGCAAGGGCCAGGCGGUUUUUAAAUCUGUCUUCCAGCGCCAGCCAAAGGGCUUGGAGCUCUCGACUUGGGGUGGGGUGCGUGAAACUCUUCCCACCUCGCUGCUCUCCCAGCCAGCGUCCUGCGCUCCCCCUGCCGCAGCCCCGAGGCUGGCACAAGGACAUGGCGCAGCUUGGCAUGGCGGCGGGAGGGAAUGGGCAGUGGGUGCUGAGCCCUGGCAGGAUGUUCCAGCUCCCCCGUCCCGAGCCCCCCGCUGUGCUGCGGCGAGGGGCACAGGUUCCUGCAUGGUGCCCGUGCCCUGCCCCACGUGUCACGCCACUACUCUUCACCUCUAAUUGUUAGCAAUAACGCGCGUCCCUGGGCAGCGCUACCUGUGCCAGUGAAUCUCCCGGUGUAGAGUUCUAAAGUAUCCUAGAUUUUAAUGAAAUUUAUAUUCCUGA